AACUUUACAAACAAACUAAACUCAUCCUCAAAAAACAACUACCAUCUCUUUCAAGUAACACCACAACUACUUACUUCAUUAUAUCAUCCAACAAACUCAUAUCAUCAAUCUCCAUUUCACAAUAGCAUGAUCAAGAUCAACGUCAACGACGAGUAUCUCUGCGUGGUCAGGACAAAAUCCUUCGCGGAUUUCUUCGUGCACGCCCAGCUACUCCUCGUGCCCUCGUCCCCAUCCGACCUCCUCCUGAACCCGAGCCAGGAGACGAUAGCCUCGCUCCUGAAGUCCUCGGUAAAUUCAAGAGAGUUGAAUUCGAUCUUAUUGGACUACUUCAGCAUCAGUGCAGAGGCAUCACACCUCUGCACGAAUAUACUCAAAACCUUAAUCCAUCUCCAAACCAUCUACAGAUCGAUCAGCAAUGAUCAAAUCAUCGAUCCAGACACGAUAUCUGAUCUCCUGGACAGCCCCUUGCCCUCGGGCCUCGACAGGAGGGGGUUUGGGGAGAUCCAGGAGAGGCAGGCGCGGGUGCUGGAGCGGCUGAGGUCGAGCAGGAAGAAAAUGGCGGGGAAAUUGAGGGUUUUGGAGUUUGUGUGGGGGUGUGAUAGGGUUGUGGUGAUGAGAGGGGUGGUGGAGCAGCUGGAUGUGGCGGCGAAGGGGGCGUAUAUAUUGAGGAGGGAUUUCGACACGAUGGGGAGGGCGGUGGAGAGGAUCGGGGGAGAGAUCGAGCACGAUAGGGCGAUGGUGGAGAGGGGGAGGGGUGUGGAGGUGGUGAGGGAGAGUGAGUUUGGGGUGAGGAGGCAGGCGGAGGAGUUGGAGGAGCAUGUGUAUCUUUGUUUGCUUACCAUUAACAGAGCUCGAGCUAUGGUGGUUAGGGAGAUUUGCAGGAGUUCUAUGACCUAGAUUAGUAUCAUAGUAUGUGUAUUUAUGUAUAUGAAGGGGUUGU
This is a messenger RNA of Salvia hispanica, 940 nucleotides long. Its product is annotated as UPF0496 protein At3g49070-like. Lineage: Eukaryota; Viridiplantae; Streptophyta; Magnoliopsida; Lamiales; Lamiaceae. The record is from RefSeq and is a predicted model, not a curated record.